Molecule: messenger RNA, 1248 nt
Organism: Hippocampus comes (tiger tail seahorse)
Lineage: Eukaryota; Metazoa; Chordata; Actinopteri; Syngnathiformes; Syngnathidae
Exons: 4
Coding region: 531-1148 (205 amino acids)
Source: RefSeq, a predicted model, not a curated record
CUCUAAACAGUGGCGGCUUUCGAACGGGAUGCGCCAUGACUCCUCGCUCCAACGUGUCGGACGGAAAAGAAACCAAAUGAAGCGGACCGCUGCCGAGCAUGAUUCUUCAUCUAAACAAAAGUCCUGACAUGAAAGCAUUUUUCAGACGUGGAUGUUUGAAGCUAGUUGGGCAUAUGCGCUUUACACACACACACACACACACGCACUAUUGGGAGCACAGUCGACAACCCAUCUGAAAUCCUGAAGAGUAUCAAUGUGGCAAUGGUACCCACGCUAGUGUGUUCUACUCUUCUAUGACUAUGCGCUCUGGUCCCCGCGUUCCCAAAAAGAGGCUGUGUCAGUGAAGUUGCUUGAAGGCAAGUCCAAGAAGUUGGGCCCAGUCCCCAUCAUUGAGUCCAACGAGCGCCAAUAAACGUCCGCGGAAGAGAAAAGCGGUUCGCGUCGGGUUGACCUUUGCGCGACUUGUUGAAGUCAACCGAAAGAGCGCCUUUGUUUGGCGCCACGCAUCAGGGUGCGUUUGUCCCUUUACGAUGACAACGACUCGGUACUCCAUGAUGACGUUUUUGUCAAAGACCGCGGGAAGAAGCAAAGGCAAAGCGCCGCAUCACAAGGACUCACGACUCUAUGAUGACGUUUGGCCGAAGACUGCAGGAAGACGCCAAGCCAUAGGCAGUCAUAUCGCAAGUCGACGGUGGCAGAGAGCAGAAGCGACGCACGGUUCUUUUCCUGACUCCAGAAGCGGCGGGAUGACCAGCAAAGUUUGGUUGGGCCUCCUGCUGUGCUCCCUGAUGGUCCGGCUCAGCGUGCCAGACGCAGCGGCCCAAGAUGCCGCAACCCCGGAGAAUGCAAAACCAGCUCUCAAAUGCUACCAGUGCGCCGACAAAGCGGCUUGUAAGACUUGCCUGAGCGGCAUUUCAACAUGCACCCAACAGACUUGUACCGAAGGCCAAAAAUGUUACAAGAAAAGCGAGGGCGCCGAUGUGACCGAGAUGAGCUGUAAAGAAUGUGCCGAGAGCGACGGAUGCUGCGACACCGCUUUGUGUAACGGGCCCACUUCGGCCGCGGUGCCCAACCGGCUUGGGGGCGGCAGCAUGGCGCUCCAGGUGGCGCUCGCCGCCGCCGCCAUUUUGUUGCCGCUCUGGGUGUGAGGGGCCACUUGUCUGCUUGGCCAUGGGCGGAUGCUAACCUGGCCACCGCGCGCGCCAUUCUCACGGCCGCCAGUCCUACCUGAAUAAAGUGCAAAACAAA